This is a messenger RNA of Cyprinodon tularosa, 1875 nucleotides long. It is a transcript of the gene pigb, whose product is annotated as phosphatidylinositol glycan anchor biosynthesis, class B. NCBI's taxonomy places the organism in Eukaryota, Metazoa, Chordata, Actinopteri, Cyprinodontiformes, Cyprinodontidae. The record is from RefSeq and is a predicted model, not a curated record. Bases 213 to 1790 code for a protein of 525 amino acids. The transcript is spliced from 13 exons. Gene Ontology annotation, cellular component: endoplasmic reticulum membrane. Gene Ontology annotation, molecular function: alpha-1,2-mannosyltransferase activity. Gene Ontology annotation, biological process: GPI anchor biosynthetic process.
UGUUCGACCGAAUCUUGUUCUAAUUUUCAGUUCGUUAACCUUUUUUUUUAUUGAACAUCGGUCAAACAUGACUAUUACGGAUAUAAUUAUCUACAACAUAUUUCACUCACCAGAUAGCACUUUAUAGGAGGAGUCUGUAGUUACCCCGGACAGAGGGGAAGUCAGAUAAAAGGAUAAAAAUGCCCAAGAAAAGGUGAUUCCCACCUUAUCCUAUGAGGAUGGAGACUCUACGCCCUCGGCUGAAGUUCGGGAGCAAAGCAGAGGACGUGAAGUUGAGGAAACGGAGGUCCCUGCUUUACUCCAAGGAGGAGGGGAAGCUUUUAAACCACGGCCUACUGAGGGUGGCUGUCUUCAUUGUGUUCUUCAGACUGAUCAACUGUGUCCUGGUUCAGACCAGCUUUGUCCCUGAUGAGUACUGGCAGUCCUUGGAGGUGUCACACCGGAUGGUCUUUAACUAUGGCUACCUGACCUGGGAGUGGAAAGCAGGAAUCAGAGGAUUUGCUUAUCCUUUGUUUUUUGCAGUUCUAUACAAGAUAUUACACCUGCUAAACUACGACACAGUCUACCUCCUUAUUUGGCUUCCUCGAAUAGUUCAAGCUCUCCUGGCUGCAUUCGCUGAUGUUAAAUUCUUCUUACUCAUCCGAUCGCUAGAAACCGAGGAUGUUACGAGAUGGAUGCUCUUCUGCCACCUGUGUUCCUGGUUCACCUGGUUCUGCUGCACCAGGACUCUGACCAACACAACAGAGACCACCCUCACCUGUUUGGCUCUCUUUUACUUUCCUCUGCCAGGGUCUAAAUUAUCCAGCAGUAAAAUGUACCUGUCCCUGGUGGCUUUGGCAGUGGUCGUACGGCCGACAGCCCUGAUUGUCUGGUUCCCUCUGCUAAUGUACCAUUUCUGGCAUGAAGCGGACAAACUGAGACUCAUCACUCAUAGCUACGUUCCUAUAGGGAUGUUGGCGGUUCUAAUUUCAGCACUGAUCGACUGUCUCUUCUAUGAAAAGUGGACGCUGGUGCAGUUCAACUUCAUCAAGUUCAACAUUCUCCACGGCGUGGCCGGUUUCUACGGCUCCCACCCCUGGCACUGGUACUUCACCCAGGGCUUCCCCGUCAUCAUCGGUCCUCAUCUUCCCUUCUUUCUACAUGGAUGCAGCCUGGCCUUCAGGAAAUACAGAAUCCUGCUGGUCACGGUUCUGUGGACUGUUGCUGUGUACAGUUUGCUUCCUCACAAGGAGUUCAGGUUCAUCUACCCUGUGCUGCCAUUCUGUAUGAUCUUCUGUGGGAUAUCUUUGACUCGCCUCAAAGCGUGGAGACGUGCAGCUGCAGCUCUCCUUUUGGUGUCCAACCUGGCUCUGGCUCUGUACACCGGUCUGAUCCACCAGAGAGGUACUCUAGAUGUCAUGAGCCACCUUCAGACGCUUUGUGAGGUCAAUGGGGACGCUGUCAGCUCGCAGUCGGACGUCCUCUUCCUCAUGCCCUGUCACUCAACGCCAUUCUACAGCCACGUCCACUGUCCUCUGAAGAUGAGGUUUCUGGAAUGUCCCCCAGACCUUGGAGAGGAUGGCUACUUUGAAGAAGCUGCACAGUUCUACAACAAUCCUCUCCUCUGGCUCAGGACUUCUUUUCCAUACAAAUCCUCCCUGCCAACACAUCUGGUUUUAUUUGACGUCUUAGAAAAGGAAAUCUACACAUUUUUGCAGGGGAAUAACUUCACGAGGACAGCAGAGAUAUUUCACACUCAUGUUCCAGAGGGAAGACUUGGAGGAAACAUAUUUAUUUAUGAAAGGCACUGACAAAGCAGCAGAAACAAACACCAAUGAUGAAAAUAUUCUGUGACAAUGUAACGGUUUGCUCCUAUAAUAAAUAUUUUAAAUUUAA